This is a messenger RNA of Pygoscelis adeliae (Adelie penguin), 774 nucleotides long. It is a transcript of the gene FA2H, whose product is annotated as fatty acid 2-hydroxylase. Bases 1 to 774 code for a protein of 257 amino acids. Gene Ontology annotation, molecular function: fatty acid 2-hydroxylase activity. The record is from RefSeq and is a predicted model, not a curated record. Lineage: Eukaryota; Metazoa; Chordata; Aves; Sphenisciformes; Spheniscidae. Gene Ontology annotation, cellular component: endoplasmic reticulum; membrane. Gene Ontology annotation, biological process: fatty acid metabolic process. The transcript has 7 exons.
AUGCCCCUCGCUUUGCUGGCAGCGGCGCUGGCUCCGGCUGGUGCUUGCCGGGCCGCUGGCCUGCGGGAAGGGUUUUCCUUCCCUUUUCAGAGCCAACCCGAGCCGGUGGAUGAGAAGGCGGCGGAUGCUGCAGCCCAGACCCCAAGGCGGUUGGAUCCCCGCUGUAAGAUGGUGGACGUGGAGAAGGACCUGGUGGACUGGCAGAAGCCCUUGCUGUGGCAGGUGGGCUACCUGGGGGAGAAUGCUGCCUGUGCAGAUAAGGUCCCUCCUGCCUUGUUCUGGUGGGUGAAGCAGCUUUGUAAGGACAGGGCUGUCCCUGGAGUGCGUGUCCAAGCCCCCACUGGCAUCUGGGACGCAGAGGACCCCCCCUUGCCAGCUCCUUGCGGCAAGUACUCCAUCCCCGUCCACAAAUACUACUUCCCCUUCAUCUUCCUCCUGGGGAUGUUCCUGUGGUCCCUGCUAGAGUACCUCAUCCAUCGCUUUGUCUUCCACAUGAAGCCACCCGCUAGUAACUACUAUCUCAUCACCCUGCAUUUCUUGCUGCAUGGGCAGCAUCACAAGUCUCCCUUCGACAGCUCCCGCCUGGUCUUCCCUCCCGUGCCGGCCUCGCUGGUGAUCGGCUUCUUCUAUGGCGUCCUGCAGCUCCUGCUGCCGGAGGUGCUGGGGCUCUCGGUGUUCGUCGGGGGGCUCUGCGGCUUCGGCAUCAGCACCCGCUUCUGGGAUCACCCCUUCCGGACACUCAUCCCCGAGGAGACCUUCGAGAAAGAGGACUGA